CCUGGCCACGUCCGCCCGACCUCGCUUGCUUCAUUCUUGUCUUGCCUGACUCUCCCUCCUGACUCCCCACUCCAACCCUCCCACACGCAUACGCAAUCACUCGCUCCUCCACCUCCCCUUUGUCCGUCUUCCUGCUCUUCUUCCUUCUCCCCCACCGUCACAUCACCAUCUUCAUCUUCUCUUCUUCCCGACUUUCUCAUUCAAUCACCGACAAUACAUGCACCCCUCCCUCGCUCACUCCACCCCCGACGAACCCCCGCGCCGCAUGAAGCCUGCCCCGUCGCAUCCUCCCUCACACCUCCUGCUCCCCAGCGCUCAAUGGGAACAUCUUCACCACGGUCCAUGAACACCUCUACCGCCGACUCAGACCCUGGCUGACUCCUCCUCCGCCUCCUCCGCCAAGUCUCCGCCCAUAUAAAUACACAUCCACACUACUGCGUCGCCUUCCACUUGCUCCACCAUGGAGCCUUCCCAGGAGGAAAACACCGAUGGCUCGUCCAUCAAGCCCGUGUCGUCGCUGCGCAGCCACUUCGAGAGCAUGCUCAAUGCCACCAAGCCCUCCUCCGGCAGUAACACCAUCCCCGCCCCGCCUGCAACCCCGCGACUGCCCUCGCCCGCCCUCGAUCGCCUCGUCGACGCCGAACGAAGACCUGAUGGGCGCAUGUCGCUGGAUAUUCCCAGGGAUGGUGGCAAUGCUGCCCGGCUGCCGUCGUCCAGCGCGCGGGAAAGCGGUGUGAAUAAUGGCCCCGCGACGCCGCGCUCGAGCACCACGUUGCGGAAUCCUUGGAGCACCCCCAAGCUCCGUCCGACGUCCAUGGUCGCAUGCGCUUCGCCGCCCUCGCCGUCCUCCUCUCCCCCGAAACUGACCAUCAUCUCCCCGAAAUCGCCGCCCAGGACUUCCGAACCCCAGAUCCUCUCCCCGCUGCCAUCACGUUCCUUCCCGCACUCGGCGCUCGACUCUCCCGCCCGCACCACCUUCCCCGCGACUGCCAAUGGAGGUCCAAAUGCGAUUGGAAAUGGAACUGGGGUUGGCGCAAAGAACUUCAGGAUCCCUAGCAGGCAUACUACCCCCCAGCUCGACUCGAAACCGUCCUUCCCCGCCAGCCAGAAUGUCAGCCCCUCUGGCGAUCCCCGCAAGAGCGGCAUUUUCGACCGGCACGCUGCGUCUGCUCCACCCGUCCCCCCGCCCAUCAAUCGCGCCGGCAAACCCAAGAUACCCGCGAAGCCGGCUUCCAUGGACAUUGGCGGCAAAGCAUCCCUCGCGCCGGAGCAGGAAGAGGUCAUGGACAAAGUGUCGCCUUUUAGCACCCCGCCUAGCAGUCACGAUGGCAGCCCUAGAAGAGAAGAGUCGGCAACGGUGGAGCCUGGCCACUCGAGAUCGAGAAGCGGAUAUUUCCCUCCUCCGCCUGUACAUCAUUCGGUGGCCGAGAGGAUAUCUGCCUCUGAUCCGCGAGCUUCAAUAAGUGGUCAAUCAGUAAGGAUUGGAGCUCCGCCUCCGCCAAAGCAAUCGGUUCCAAGCAACCGCCCAGAGGACCGACCCGCGCUUCCAGCGCGAAGAGAAAAGGAUAACAUGGAUCUGAGGAAGAGCAUGGUGAUACAAAGGCCCAUACCGCCAGAACCCCCUGUGCGACGGUCCAUGGAUACGUUCCGCCCAUCCUCGUUGGCCGCCGAGAGAUUGAUGCAACCUCCGAGACGUACUUCUACCGCGAAUAUAGUAACUAAUACCGCAUCCAAAUCUCUGGAACCACCCAAGCCACCGCCGCCGCGCAACUCUGGCGAAUUCCGAAGAUCCACUGACUCCCCACGACCGACUUCCAUCCCCGCACAUGUACAGCAGCCGUAUACCUACGAUUCCGACGAUUUUGAUGAGGCGAGUGAACAGUCGGGCCCGGUCUUAACCGACUACCCGGAUGCUUCCCACGCCAACCGCAGACCGCCGAUAUUCAAGGAAGGCGUCAACAUGAUUCCUACGGGAUAUGACACAAAGUUGUUCGCCAUUUGCGGAGAGUACAUAUGUACUACAGGCUACGUGACAAAUGUUUGGAAUGUGCUCAACGGCCGACUGCUCGUGAGUCUCAGCCAUGGUGAUACUGUAAAAGUGACUGCAAUAGCGUUUCGGCCCGCCAAAGACGUGGAAGACGAGGGCAAGCGGAUAUGGCUGGGCACCAAUACCGGGGAGAUGCACGAACUAGAUAUACCCACACAAAGCAUAGCCUAUACCAAGCCACACGCGCAUAGAGGAGCUACCAUUGUGAAGAUUUUCCGUUAUGCAUCAGAAAUGUGGUCGCUGGAUGACGACGGGACUUUGCACAUUUGGCCUGCAGACGAGUUUGGCCAUCCCACCCUGCAGCAAACCCCUUCCACGUUCCACAUACCCAGAGGCCACACUUUCUCCAUCAUUUCGGGGUCGCAGUUAUGGGUGGCUUUCACAAAGGACAUUCGCGUGUGGAACCGCACGGGGGAUAACCAGCAGUUCCAGCAAGUGACCCCUAAGAGUAUUUCGCAGUCUAACGUGGGAGAUGUGACAUCGGGCGCCAUUCUCAGCAGCCAACCAGAUCGCAUAUACUUUGGCCACACGGACGGCAAAGUCACCAUCUACGCCAAGAAGACGUUUGAGUGUCUCAGCGUGAUCAAUGUCAGCCUCUACAAGAUCAGCUCGCUGGUGGGGGUCGGAGAUUACAUAUGGGCUGGAUAUAGCACUGGCAUGAUAUACGUCUACGACACUUCUACUACACCGUGGAAAGUCCUGAAAGAUUGGAAGGCACAUGAGAAGAAGCCUAUCGCUGGGAUUCUAGCAGAUCGGACAAGCAUCUGGAAGUUGGACAGGCUGCAGGUUGCGUCGCUGGGCACGGAUAACCUCUUGCGCAUAUGGGACGGCAUGUUGCGCAAUGAUUGGUUAGAAUCCAAAAUGCACGAACACGAUGCAGAUUACUGCAGUUUCCGGGAGUUGUCGGUCAAGGUCAUGACAUGGAAUGCGGGCGCCGUCAAGCCGGCGAGCUUACAAUACAACAAACAAGAUCAAAACUUUUUCCGGGAACUUUUACAGCCAGAAGAUCCGCCGGAUAUCAUGGUGUUUGGAUUCCAAGAGCUGGUUGACUUGGAAGACAAGAAGAUAACCGCAAAGAGCUUCUUCAAGAAGAAGAAAAGCAAGGAGGCCUCGGAACACGAGCACAUGUCGCAUCAAUAUCGUGCAUGGCGCGACCACCUCAUUCGCACACUCGACGAACAUUGCCCUCGGCAGAACUACACGCUUCUCCACACAGCGAACCUCGUCGGCCUUUUCACCUGCGUAUUCGUCAAAGCCUCUGAACGCACCAAGAUCCGAGACGUAGCCGCCGCGGAGAUCAAGUUGGGCUUCAGUGGACGUGUCGGGAAUAAAGGCGCACUCGUAGUCCGCUUCUUCGUCGACGAUUCAUCCCUAUGCCUCAUCAACUGCCAUCUUGCCGCGGGCCAGUCCCAGACGACCCACCGUAAUAACGACGCUGCCGCCAUCAUGGAAGCCUCACCGCUCCCGCACAACCGCUCCCCGUCUGACUGCGCCCACUUCUUCGUCGGCGGCGGCGACGGCUCCAUGAUUCUCGACCACGAAAUCUGCAUCCUCAACGGCGACCUCAACUACCGCAUCGACUCCAUGACGCGCGACUCGGUCAUCUCCGCCGUCAAGCAAAACAACCUCGCCAAACUCCUCGACCGCGACCAGCUCCUCCUCUCCCGCAAACGCAACCCGGGCCUCCGCCUCCGCGCCUUCAACGAAGCCCCCAUCACCUUCGCCCCAACGUACAAGUACGACGUCGGCACCGAUACCUAUGACACCUCCGAGAAGAAGCGAUCGCCUGCGUGGUGCGACCGCCUGCUGUACCGCGGCAUGGGCCGCAUCAAGCAGCUCGAUUACCGACGCCACGACUGUGUCAAGGUUUCGGACCACCGGCCUGUGAGCGGGAGGUUCAAGAUCCGCGUCAAAACUAUCAGCGCCAAGCGCGCCGAGGAUGCGAGGGACAGGGCCGAAAUCGAGUUUGAAGCCGUCAAGCGGAGGAUCGCCGGUGAUAUCAAACUCGAUUACCUCGUCAACGUCUUUGGUCUUUCCAAGAAGGAGGCUGUGAAGCUUUUGAAGGGGUCUUGA
This is a messenger RNA of Periconia digitata, 4120 nucleotides long. NCBI's taxonomy places the organism in Eukaryota, Fungi, Ascomycota, Dothideomycetes, Pleosporales, Periconiaceae. The record is from the annotation of a GenBank genome assembly.